This is a messenger RNA of Penicillium soppii, 672 nucleotides long. RefSeq lists its product as uncharacterized. Bases 1 to 672 code for a protein of 223 amino acids. The transcript has a single exon. The record is from RefSeq and is a predicted model, not a curated record. NCBI's taxonomy places the organism in Eukaryota, Fungi, Ascomycota, Eurotiomycetes, Eurotiales, Aspergillaceae.
AUGUUCACGCAGCUUUUGCUGGAUGCGAGUUCUACCAGCAACGAUCCGUAUGGUGCCUUCUUACAUACCCCUUCUUCCAGUCGUGGCAGCGACAGGGGAAGUAGUAGCAUGAGAGAUGGCAGCAAGAGAAGCAGUAGCACGGAAGGCCAGAAUAUCGCCCCACAACAGCAUAUACAGACGCAUCAACAACUCGCUGAAUCACAGCAAUCGUCGACAGCCUCCGGAUCUCAGUCGUCUAUGGGCGCAACAACAGUUGGCACCUAUUUGGCAGAGAAUUUACAUGAGAUUAUCGCAUUACAAACCUAUGAGGGCAGCUGGAUGAUGACCAACCGCAUCUUCGAGCUGCUGGAGUGUGAUAGGAAGGAAACCACCCAUAGAGUUGCCAACUUGUUCGCGAUAUCCUAUGGAAUGGUCCCUGAAGACUUUCCUUGUGGCGAUGAAGCUACUGUUGUCACUACCUUGCUGGUGAUGGGAUACUUGGAAAGGAAACAGCUAUAUUCGAGAAGUUUUUGGGAGCUUGCUCACAUCAAUGCUACUCAGUGGGUGGCAGCCAAGCUAGUGGUUAUGAAAUCUCGUGGUGAAUUCCAAUUCAGAGGCAAGGUCCUCGAGUCUAUCCAGGGACAAAUUACUGAUCUUACGGAUGCGGGACACUUGUCAAAUUGGAAAUUUUAG